Messenger RNA from Argentina anserina (silverweed cinquefoil), 2668 nucleotides. Its product is annotated as E3 UFM1-protein ligase 1 homolog. Gene Ontology annotation, cellular component: endoplasmic reticulum membrane. The coding region runs from base 67 to 2520 and encodes 817 amino acids. The transcript is spliced from 20 exons. The record is from RefSeq and is a predicted model, not a curated record. Gene Ontology annotation, biological process: protein K69-linked ufmylation; regulation of proteasomal ubiquitin-dependent protein catabolic process; response to endoplasmic reticulum stress. Gene Ontology annotation, molecular function: UFM1 ligase activity. NCBI's taxonomy places the organism in Eukaryota, Viridiplantae, Streptophyta, Magnoliopsida, Rosales, Rosaceae.
AGUAUAUAAAGCACACCGCUCCGUCACUCUCCCAGAGUCUUAACAACAGUGAUCGGAGAACCAGAAAUGGACGACGAAUUGCUGGAAUUGCAGAAGCAAUUCGAGUCGGCGCAGCAAGCCAAAUCGAGCAUCAGAUUGUCCGAUCGAAACGUCGUCGAAUUGGUCCAGAAGCUUCACGAGCUCCACAUCAUCGACUUCGAGCUUCUCCACACCGUCUCCGGCAAAGAGUACAUCACUCCGGAUCAAUUGAGGCAUGAAAUACUGGAGGAGGUCAAGAGGUUGGGCCGUAUAACACUGAUCGACCUUGCAGACACUAUUGGGGUUGAUUUGUACCAUGUUGAGAAGCAUGCUCAACAUGUGGUGUCAAAUGAUCCAGGGCUUAUGUUGGUUCAAGGGGAAAUAAUAUCACAGUCGUAUUGGGAUUCUGUCGCUGAAGAAAUCAAUGAGAGGCUUCAAGAAAGUAGCCAAGUUGCCUUGGCAGAACUUGCGGCACAGUUACAUGUUAGCUCAGAGAUGGUGUCCUCUGUGUUGGAGCCGCGCAUAGGGACUUUGGUGAAAGGUAGGCUUGAAGGUGGGCAAUUGUAUACCCCUGCUUAUGUUGCUCGUGUUACUGCCAUGGUUCGUGGUGCUGCUAGGGCUAUCACAGUUCCCACAAACUUAUCAGUCUUGUGGAGUAUUUUACAACAAUUGCUGCAAGAAAUGGAGGGAGCCAGUGGUGUAGCUGUAGAAGGUUCAUUUUUCCAAUCCCUUUUUAACGGGCUUGUAAAGGAAGGCGAGAUUCUUGGAUCACUUCGCGCAGGAGUUCAUUGGACUCCGAAUGUUUUUGCCAUUGCUCAGAAGGAAUCAAUUGAUUCAUUCUUCUCACAGAACUCUUUCAUUAGCUAUGAUGUUCUGCAGAAACUUAGGAUUCCUCAGCCUGUGCAGUUCUUGCAGUCCAGAUAUCCUGAAUGCAUUCCCUUGGUGACUACGUUUAUCCACCCAUCAAUGAUUGAGAUGCUUGAUGCUGCUGUAGAAGAUGCUCUUGAGCGUGGAAGCUGGAUGGAUUCUCUUUCUAUACUGCCAAUGUCCUUUGGAUAUCAAGAUGCAUCCAAACUUUUAUCCCUUUGUCCUUCCGUUCAGCAGGGACUCAAGUCUGAUAAGGCAAUAAUCUUUGGGGAGUCCUUUGUAUUUAGCAGUUCCUUUAUCAAGGAUGUGUAUGAGCGCCUGGAUAAAGAAAUGGAAACCUUUAUAGUUUCAGGUUUUUCUGCAACUGUGGUGUCAGAUGAUUCACAGGAGACAAAACUUGGUCAUGGCACAAGCAGGUUCACUGAAUCAAAUGAAACGCCUAGUGACAGCAGUAGUAGUAAACAGACCAUGGAGAAAGGAUCAAAGAAGAAAAAGGGUCGAGCGGCUGCUAAUAUGGGAGUAGGUGCGGGCGAAGGUGAUAUGGAUAACCAGGACUCUGCUCCUGCAAAAUCUAAGAAAAACCAAAGGAAAGGCAAGAUUUCCUCCGCUGCACAAGUUGCUGAGUCAAAAGCAACUGCUAAGUCGGUAAAAUCUAAAGAGGAAAAUCUGAACAUACCUUCAGAAGAAUGGAUGAUGAACAAGAUCGCAAUAUUGGUACCUGAUUUUGAAGAACAAGGUCUUGAUGAUCCACAAACAAUUAUUAAACCUUUGGCAAACCAUGUCAGACCGAUGCUAAUAAAUUCGUGGAAGGAGAGAAGAAAGGCAUUGUUUACGGAAAACACAGAGAGAAUGAAGCACUUACUUGAUAAUUUGCAAAAGAAACUUGAUGAGUCUUUCUUAAACAUGCAGCUCUACGAAAAAGCUUUAGAUUUAUUUGAAGAUGACCAAUCAACUUCAGUUAUUUUGCACCGGCAUUUGUUAAGAACAACAGCUUCUAGUAUUGUGGAUAUGCUUCUUCAUAAUUUGGAAGUGCACAACAAAUUAAAGAAUGGAGUUGAAGUUGAGGACAGUCAGAUUUCAGAGUCUUCACUUAACCCAGGAGAAAGAACUUCCAUUGCUAAGAAUUUUCCGGGAUCUCUCUCAAAGAAGGCUCUUGUUGUUGUUGAAGCUUUGGAAGGAAAGCGGGUGGAAACAUUCAUGGCUGCUUUAAGAGACGUUGCUGAAGAAAGUGGUUUACUCCUGAAAAAGCUUGACAAGAAGUUGGAGCGAACACUUCUGCAUUCGUAUCAAAAGGAUUUGGCGUCUCAAGUAUCUGCUGAAAUGGAUCCAAUCUCUAUUUUAGCCAAAGUUGUUUCCCUGCUUUAUAUACAGAUUUACCAUAAAGCUCUCCAAGCACCUGGACGGGCAAUCGCUGUUGCUGUUUCUCGGCUGAAGGAUAAACUAGAUGAAUCAGCCUUCAAGAUCCUGACAGAAUACCAAACCGCGACAGUAACCCUCUUAGCACUAAUAUCUGCUGCAACCGGUGAUGAAGAAGACUGUUCAUCUGAUAGAAUAUUGAGCAAAAGGGAGCUUCUGGAAAAUCAGAUGCCCGAACUGAAAGGCCUGGUUUUGCGCACGGGCACCUCACAAUCUUGACUUGACAUGAGAUUUCAAGGCAGAGAGAAUAUUACCCGUGGUACAUUUCAUUUUAGAGGCAGGUAGUGCCAGUUAUUUUGUUUAGACAGAGAAUGGUCAGAAUACCAUUGAAAAUUGAAAUAUAUACUAGUGCACAAGUUCAAGUUAA